CUUGCGCUUCUUGUAUUCCUCUUCCCUUUUAGCCCCUGCGCGGCUCGACCGGCGCAAUGCCCCGUUAUUGCGCCGCGUUUAGCUGUAAGAACCGCCGAGGACGAAACAAUAAAGACCGGAAACUGAGUUUCUACCCGUUUCCUCUCCAUGACAAAGAGAGACUUGAAAAAUGGUUACGGAAUAUGAAACGUGAUACAUGGGUUCCCAGUAAAUACCAGUUCCUGUGCAGUGACCAUUUUACUCCUGAUUCUCUUGAUAUCAGAUGGGGUAUUCGAUAUUUAAAACAAACUGCUGUACCAACUAUUUUUUCUUUACCUGAGGACAGUCAGGAAAAAGAACAAGCAAAAAACAAGCCUCAGGAAAAAAAAGCAGAAGAUGAGAGAGAAAUAUGCCUAAUGGUAAAAUCAGAAGAAUUGUCUGAACAAAUAGAACCAAAGGAAAAUAUAGUAAGCACAGAAAAAUUUGAUGGAUGUACAAGUUUACUUUAUUCAUCUUCUUUGAGUGAACCACUGCAAAAGGAUAAGCCACCAGUUUCCAGUAUGGAAAAUCCACAUAAUGACGCAUUAACUAUUAAUUCUCCAACUUCACAACAUAUUGAAAAACCAAAACCUGUUUUAGAAACGGCAGUUGUCCAGGAUAUAGAAGUUAGUAGCUUUCAUACAUCUCUUGAGAACCUCUUAAAUACUACAACUGCUACUUUGAACGUCUCAAAUCCAGAGCAUGUGCAUCUCUCUAUGGAACCCAGUAAUGUAGUUGAAACAGAUGUAGACCAUCUCUCUAAUACAGAUAUCACAGAUAUUUCUGUGUCAACACAGGAAAAUACUGUCUUACUGAGUACAAUUACUCAGACAAUUGAAGAGCUGAACACAGAUGAAGAAUCAGUUAUUACCAUUCUAGUGCCUACUGAAAGUUCUAAGCCAUCAACCAGUUCAUUCAUGCCAACAGAACAAGAGAGCAUAGAUGUGGAAGAUGCAGAUAUUGAAGAUUCCUUAUACGAUGACACAGACUAUGGAAUUGAAGUACUACAAACUGAGCAUUCUUAUUGCAGACAAGAUGUUAACAGGGAACUUCUUUGGCAAAAAGUUACCAAACUACAUUCAAAGAUAACCCUUCUUGAACUACAGGAACAACAAACUCUAGGAAGACUCAAAUCUCUAGAAACUCUUAUAGGACAGCUAAAACAAGAAAACUUGCUAUCUGAAGAAAAACUAAAAAUUGUAGAAAACUGUUUCACAACAUUUGAAGUUACUAUGAUAGAAUAAAAACUUUUUGGAAGCCAUAAUUUUAUAUAAGAUCAUUACAAACUCUUUGAUUAUCCCUGAGUUAUUUACAAGGUGACCUUUUUUCCAGCAUGAAUCUCUUUCUUAAUGACAUUUGUGAAAAUACAGUGGCAUAAAAUGCCUCUUUUCAUAAAAUCCAGAAUUAGGAAAUUGCCCCCUCAAAGUGAUAAGAAGGAGCAUGAAUGAAACUGCAAAAAAAAAUUUAAGUAUUUUUAUUUUAGCCUAAGGAAGCAUUUGUGAAACAAAUUCUGUCAUUUGAUUCUAAUACUCCAUAAUGAUGUUAACAUUGUGGAGGGGCAACAUCUUAUGGUAAUUAUGUAAUGAUGAAUUUAUUGUAAAAUAUGGCUGAAUUCUAAAGAUUGAGCUCCUAUUUUGUUAAGUGAGAAGAAUACUAAAAUGGGAGUCAGUAAACCUGUGAUGUAGUCUCACAGCUUGCUAUUGGCUAGCUGUGUAAACUUGGGAAAAUCACACCUGUAUUUCAAGUGUCUCAUCUGUAAAAUAAGGGAAUUAGAUCAAGGGAUCUUGUCAGCUUUAAAAUUCUGUUUCUGUGAGACCCUUCUCUAUUUAAGAACAUUUUAAACAGAGCUAUACUUUCAAAGAUAUUUUACAAUAUGUCUUGAUCAUAAUUAAUUGCUUAUGUUGUCUGGAUAGCCUCAGUAUUCACUUUUAUAAGGAUUCCUGUGUGGUUUGACUUUCAACUGCAAUGCAUUUCUAUAAUAAAGUAUGCCCCAGGAUUGUUUUGUUUUCAUUUGAACAGCAUUGUAAACUGGGCACCAUCUUAUAUAGUGCUCAUUUGUGUUCUUAGAAUAAGAUUCUCUUAAACCUUAAGGAUUACUUCUUAAAAUAUAAAUAUACCUUGUUUGAUUGGCCAUUGUCAUAGUGUUCUAGGAGCUUCAUAAAAGAAUAUCAACUAUAUCCCAAUAUUUCAUAAAUUCAAGGGAUAAGUUAAUAAAUGAAAAAAAUUUUAAACGCAAUUUUCAUAAUACUCAUUCCACAAUAUUCAUUCCUUAGUGAGUAUUAUUAGCUUUUUUUAAAAUUGCUUGUGUGUUGGGCAUUCCAGAAUUUUUGUUUCUUGGGACAUCAGUAUGAUGAACAUCAUUCUCAUUCAUCUACAUUUUAAUUUAUGUUUAGCUUAUAAUCAAGAAAUUUUAGGGAAAUGGAUAACAAAUACAUUGGGAAACAAACUUGAAAGAAAGUCAUGUAAAUAAAAAUUGCUUUUAGAUAGCAGCAUGAGAAAAUUAGGAGAAAACUAAAGUAGGAACAUAAUGAUUUAAAGGAAAUAAAAGCUUGGAAAAUAGCUAAUGUAUUCUCUGAAACUAACAGUCAACUUGAUUAAUUGAUGUUAAUGAAGGCAUAGCCCUAACAGUAAAAAGUAUAAUAUAUAUCUUAGUUGGAAGGCAAAUAAUUACUUUUGUCCCUCCUAGCCCCAUAAAUUCUAUGAUUAUUUUCCAACAGAUAAUUUCUUAGUUAUAUUUUUCUUAGGUUGAUGUUAAAUUUUACGUUGUCUUAAAUAUUUACCAAUUGACAACAGAUGAAGGUGCCCUGAAAUUGUGUAGAGUAAUAGAGAGAAAGCUAACCUGAAAUUUUAAAGUAUGAUGUAGACUGAGAAUGUCAGUAACUAAAUAAGAAUUUUUUAAGGUGUAUUAAUAUAAAAAAGGUGCACUAAUAUAGUUCCCUUUCAUUUAAAACUUAGUAGAAUGUGAAACAUCUUACUGUGUUGGGUGAAAAUGAGAACAUGAUUUUUCCCCCAUUCUCACAAUCAAGUAAUGUUACAAGGUUAGCAAUUCUCAGUUUUCGGCAAGGCAGGUUAUAAGUAAUUGUUUAUGCAAAGGCAUUGUUUGUAUUUUUGUUUUGUUUUGUUUUUCAGAAAUAAGGUUGGUUAGGUAGAAAUACCACCUGAAAAGAACCUAGGAGUAUUAGGUAUUGUCCUUGGCUUCUGUUUUCCCUUUUGUGUGUUUAUCUUAGUAAUACAAAAAAUCCCCAUCUUGCAAACAGUCUUUGUUCCAAAAGUUGAUUUAUAAGUUGAUUGCUUGAAGAUUUUUAGAAGCUAUUUAAAAAGUGUUACAAGGAAUGGUUGGGUUCCCAGGCUAGCUGAUAAGACCUUACUUAAACAGAAAUAAUAGGACUGCACAUUUGCACUAAAGAAAAAAAUAUAAAUUCUAGUCAUUAAGACAAAAAGACAAUGAUAAACUAAUUUGUAUUUAUCUUGAGUGCUCAUGAUUGAACAACAAACAAACUUAAGUAGGCAAAGAGGGAAAUAGAGUCUAUAGAAUGUAUUUCAAGGGUUAUAUGGGUUGGUGGCAAUGAUUAUAAUGAUUAAUUUUUCUCUUAUGCUCAUCUGCUCCAAUUGGGGUCAUUCUUGGCUUACAAAGGAAGAUAAAGAGAUUUUUUCCAGACGUAAAUAGAAAAGAGCUAAGAUACAAGAGUGAAAAAGGAUGUAUAGGUGGAAGGAAAUUUGCCCACAGUCAAACUGUUCAUGGCAAAAGCCAGACAGGAAGAAGUAUGACAUCUUUAUAGCAUGUCUUCCUGAGUUGGGGGAAGGGAAGUUAGACAGUCCCCCAUAAUUACUACCAUGUACCACUGUUGGCCUCUGACAGUCAUGUUGGCUGUGAUGGCUGGAAAAGAAAAAAGACAGCAUACAACCUGCCAUAUGUAUGUUAGAUUUACAGGUCAAAGGUUUGUAACCCAUGUAAACCAUAGAAUAUGUUUCUUAUUGAAUUUAAAAUAAGGAUUUUUAUAAAGGCUUGUUUUUCAGUUGAAAUGUUAAAUCUUAAGAAAUUCAAAUGUAAAAGCUCUAAUACAUUUUCAAUAGAAAAAUAAAUUUUGUAAAGCAAUUCUGAAAAUGUUAAUGCAUCUUGGAUUCCUAAAAUUAUAUUAGGCAGAAAUUUAUAUAGUAAAAAAAACCCAAAACAUUCCUUAUCUUCUCCAAAAAAUGUUUUUUGGGUUUUUUUGUGAUUGUGAUCCCCUGUAUAAGUUAUCAGUUCUAAUACACAACAAAGUAUGCUUAAGACACAAUUAAGAAUGUUAUUAUGUUAUCUCAAAGUUUUGGAAUUUUCAACAUAAAAUGCACCUGUUAUUGAAAUGUUAGGAUUCCUUUUCCUCCUUCAUCCUUUCCACACAUCCUAAGGAUCAAGAGAACAAAAUUCUAAUUAUUUGCCCAUGAGUUUUUACUUAACAGUGUCUUCCCUAAGGCACCGAUUACCUUCCUGGCAUAGUAAAUUAAGCUAGACAAACUAAAAGGCUACUCUUUACCUCAUAUUUCUGAGUCAUUUUCCUAGAACAGUCUGAGCCAAACCAGCUCACUACUUUUACACUCUGAUUAUUCUAGUUUUCAGAACCAAUGGCACAACAUGUAUCAUUCUUUCCUUUUUUGUCUGAAUAGAUUUAUUGGUUUUCUCUCAUUCCUUCCAGAUGUCCCAAUUUCAAUCUUGUGAUGUCUCCACCUAAAGGAAAAUGGUGAUGGCUACCACUUACACCUCCCCUAGGUUGAAGUGUUGCUAUACCUAUUUCAGGAGUGUUUGUGUAUUACAGAUUUACCUUUUUGAAAAAGACAUAUAGUCUAUUUUGCAUUUCUGUGAGCAUUUUUACUACCUCUUCUCAAUUGGCCUUCCAGGCAUUCACCUUUCAACAAAGGUAUGAAGCUGUCACAUGCCCAAAGGAUAUCCUCUGUUGUGUGAUAUCCUCUGUUGUCCCAUAUUUGUUCUCAGGAUUUUCUUUUUUUUCUAUUUGAUUUGAUAUUUUAUUUUUCCCCAGUUAAUGUAAAAACAAUUAACAACAUUGGUCCUUUAAAAUUUUUGAGUUCCAAAUUCUCUCACCCUCCCUCCCCCCCAGCCAUUGAGAAAGCAGGUAAUCUAAUGUAGGCUGUGCAUAUGCAGUCAUGCAAAACAUUUCCAUAUUAGUCAUGUUGUAAAAGAAAGCACAUGCAAAAAAAAAAUAAAGAAAAAAUAUGUUUUAAUCUACA
This is a messenger RNA of Dromiciops gliroides (monito del monte), 5241 nucleotides long. RefSeq names its product THAP domain containing 5 (gene THAP5). Gene Ontology annotation, cellular component: nucleus. The record is from RefSeq and is a predicted model, not a curated record. Lineage: Eukaryota; Metazoa; Chordata; Mammalia; Microbiotheria; Microbiotheriidae. Bases 57 to 1262 code for a protein of 401 amino acids. The transcript has 3 exons.